Molecule: messenger RNA, 588 nt
Organism: Heterostelium album PN500
Lineage: Eukaryota; Evosea; Eumycetozoa; Acytosteliales; Acytosteliaceae
Gene: med20
Product: putative mediator complex subunit 20
Exons: 3
Coding region: 1-588 (195 amino acids)
Biological process (GO): regulation of transcription by RNA polymerase II
Cellular component (GO): mediator complex
Molecular function (GO): transcription coactivator activity
Source: RefSeq, a predicted model, not a curated record
AUGUUUUGUAUAUUUAAAGGUGAUAAUAUCAAAGAACUUGAGAAAAAGAUUGAAUUUCUUGGAGGAAUUAGAGUAUCAUCGUGGUCAAUAUCAUGUUCUUUAUACCUAGAGAGACUACCUGAUGGUUCACCCAAUGCACCCAGAGAGUUUCAUCUGUUAACCUUUGACGAAAAGAUAAAAAAGAGUUACAUGGUCAGUCAGUACACAGUUGUAGAAGCAGAUCGUGAAGUUGUAUCAAUCUUGGAGAAAACCAACAGCUAUAAAAAAAGACAAACCCAUGAGAUAUCAGGUAGUAAAUAUGAAAUAGGUGAUUUUAUCAUUAGAAUAGGACCGAUUGUUUUGAAUGCAGAUGUAAAAGCAAUUGCGGUGGAAGUAGAGUAUACAGCUUGCUCGGUUACAUCGACAUCACCAUUCAACGCAUCGAAACUACUCUCAGAGUUUAUCAGUGGAAACCUGGGAUUCCCAGCUGAUCAAGUACAAACCUCAUACGAUUUCAGUGCAUUCCCAGCACUGCCGCGAAACUACUCUGAACUACACACAUCGAUACAAUAUGUCAAUCUUUUUAAAAGUUUAGGUAGUGCAAGAUAA